UGUAGAUUUGCCACCACGAGUUGAAUUUUUUACCAAAUAUAUUCCCGAUGAGAUACUACAACAAAUGGCUGAUAUGACAAAUUUAUAUGGUACACAAAAAAAUAUUGCUAGAUUUCCACCUACAAACUUGGAUGAAAUCAAGACUUUUAUUGGGGUCCAUAUUGUUAUGGGAAACUUACAGUUUCCUAGAGUCUGCAUGUAUUGGCACCGUAGUAUGGGAAUACCAUUAGUAAAAGAUUCCCUAAGUCUGUCUAGAUUCUACAAGUUGCGACAGACAAUAUAUUUGGUCGAUAUUUUGAGUCGCAAUGAAGACAACAAAGAUAGAUUGUGGAAAGUCAGAUGUCUGUACGAGUCAGUAAGAAAAAGAUGCCAGCAGCUACCACUAGAAACUAACUUGUGUGUCGAUGAGCAAAUAGUCCCAUUCAAGGGACAAAUAAAUAUAAAACAAUAUAUGAAAAACAAACCCAACAAAUGGGGUAUCAAAAUAUACAUCUUGGCUGGCCAGAGUGGACUGAUAUAUGAUUUCUUGAUUUAUCAAGGUUCAACAACGCCCAUUAAUCCCAUUUACGUAAAAUAUGGAUCGGCAGCUGCUGUAGUUAUGCAACUUAGUGAAAGAAUAUCUGAGAAAAACCACGGCCUAUUUUUUGACAAUUUCUUUAGUACCUAUAAGUUGAUCCAAUAUCUGGACUCCAUAUAUAAAGUAGCCUUAAAACCAAUAUGGACAUAUGGUGUACAACUAUGGGGUACGGCCGCAAACUCAAACAUAGAGAUAUUGGAACGCUUUCAGUCGAAGGUACUACGGACCAUAACAAAUGCACCUUGGUUUAUACCUAACAGAGAAAUCAGAGACGAUCUUCAAGUAGCCACAGUAAAGGAGACAGUGAGUGAAUACAGCAGCCGCUAUUUGGUAAAAUUAGAAAACCACCCUAAUAAUCUUGCACUAAACCUGCUGGAUAAUAGUGAGCAGACUCGGAGACUGAGGAGGCACAAACCACUGGAGCUACCACAUAGGUUCUAAGCAGCAAUGAAGUGAAGUGUCGUGCAGUGCAGUGCAGUGAACUACUUACCCUUUCAGGGCACAGUUCAAUAAUUUAAGAGGCUAGUGGAGUUUUUGUUAUCAUUGGAUAACAAAUCCAAAUUUAUACUUACACCCCUUUGAACAAACAA
Molecule: messenger RNA, 1167 nt
Organism: Diabrotica virgifera virgifera (western corn rootworm)
Lineage: Eukaryota; Metazoa; Arthropoda; Insecta; Coleoptera; Chrysomelidae
Product: piggyBac transposable element-derived protein 4-like
Exons: 2
Coding region: 65-1018 (317 amino acids)
Source: RefSeq, a predicted model, not a curated record